This is a messenger RNA of Aedes albopictus (Asian tiger mosquito), 4382 nucleotides long. Its product is annotated as pancreatic triacylglycerol lipase. The transcript has 5 exons. Gene Ontology annotation, molecular function: lipase activity. Gene Ontology annotation, biological process: lipid catabolic process. The coding region runs from base 697 to 1788 and encodes 363 amino acids. NCBI's taxonomy places the organism in Eukaryota, Metazoa, Arthropoda, Insecta, Diptera, Culicidae. The record is from RefSeq and is a predicted model, not a curated record.
AAUAAACUUCCAUAUUUCAAAAUGUUGCGAUUGUUUACUCCAGACAAACUAUUUAAAAUGCAGAGUCACAAACCACCGAUUGUAUCUCAAGCUCUAAACCUGCCAUUAAAAUCAGCAGUGAUUACCUAGUUGAUUCAGUUCGACACAAGCCAGUCAAAGACUAGCUACAUUCGUAGCCACCAUUUGAUUGAGCGCGCUUUGAUAGAUUUAAGACAAAAUCAGGUUAACCAUCAUGAUUGCACCAGCUAGGGGGACGACCUAAACGAUUGCCACUGCUGACUGCUUGCUUACCAAUCAACACACCCCGUCCCGAAGUGAAGUGAAGUGCUUUGAGCGUCUUGUUGGCGGUGACACAUUGUAGAGAUACCCCUAGUUCAAACGAAAGUGAAAGACUCGGGUGGUGCGAGUGAAGACCAGUUUCUGGGUUGUGGUGGCCCCCUUUUCGUGACUGCCAAUCACGGGUGGCUCCAACGACGACGUCGACGACGACGACGGUGCCAAAGCCGAAGCCGAAGGUAUUACUUAACCGAGUUGUGUGUGAUAUUGGGUGAUUUAGGAGUGGCGACGAUGACUGAACGGGUUUGACUUCCGAGGCUGCUGCAGGGUGUUUACUUUAAAUCAAGUGGAUAGCAGAAGGUGUAAUUUGACACUGCCGCAUAGAGCAUAAUUGCCGGACGGGGGGACUGCCGGUUCGAGAUGAAGCUUCCUGGCGUGGCAUCCGUGCUGUCAUGUGCUCCGGCGGUCCUAAUUGGAUUGAUCUGCCUCACCCUGGGACUGCUGGUGGAACCAAUUCAAGCACAAAACCAGCAAGACCCCAACAAUGUGUUCAACACCAGCUCGUGUCUGGAGAAACCCUAUCGCUGCCCUCACCCACGAAUCAAGUUCUACCUCUACACCAAACGUACCCAGCAGAACCCGGAGCUGAUCGAUGUUCUGGAUCAGGAGUCUCUCUACAACACCCACUGGAAUCCGAAGCACCCAGUGAAAAUUGUCAUCCAUGGAUUCGGUGGGGGUCGCAACCUUUCACCCAGCCCCGACAUGAGGAAGGCUUACUUCAUUCGGGGUAGCUAUAACAUCAUCAUCGUCGAUUACGGGUCGGCAGUAACGGAGCCAUGUCUGAGCCAAAUCGAGUGGGCGCCUCGCUUCGGAAGCUUGUGCGUGUCGCAACUAGUCAAAUACUUGGCCAAGCACCCGCGAGGUGUUCCCCCCGAUAGUAUGCACCUGAUCGGGUACAGUGUGGGGGCGCACAUUGCUGGACUGGUGGCGAACUACCUGACGCCGGAGGAAGGAAAACUGGGGCGGAUCACUGGAUUGGAUCCGACGAUUUUCUUCUAUGCAGGAACGAACAACUCGAGAGAUUUGGAUACCAGUGAUGCACAUUUUGUAGAUAUUAUUCAUACCGGAGCCGGAAUUUUGGGGCAAUGGAGCGCGAGUGGACAUGCCGAUUUCUACGUGAAUGGUGGAACUAGUCAGCCGGGCUGUGCGAGCACUACAAUAUUUCAAACGCUCGCCUGCGACCACACCAAAGUAACGCCGUACUUCAUCGAAUCGAUCAACAGCGAACGUGGGUUCUGGGCUGGUCCCUGUUCCACGUUGGUGUCCUACCUGCUGGGCUGGUGUGAACCCAAGGACUCCGAUUACGUACUGAUGGGCGAGCACGUUUCCCAUAAAGCUCGUGGAGUGUACUACGUAACGACGAACGCCAAACCCCCUUACGCCAGGGGCUUUCCGGGGAAGAAUCGACGAACGGCCAAAAACAGCGAAUACGGUGGCGUCCGGCGGAAGUGACCCUGGUAGACGGUUCUUCCAAAGCCGAGCGGAGUCAUCGAAAGCAAAAUGGUUGUGAUACAAUAAAAUAUGUUAUUGUUAAGAAGCAUAGAAGCAUACACCGGAGCGCACGGAAAUCAAACGCCGAAAUCAGUGACAUAAAACCGUAUUUCUAGAGUUAAUUGUGUAGAGUAGAAGUGUAGUGUGUUCGGAUACAGAGUAUAGAAACUAACAACGUGGGGAAAGUUCAAAUACGCAGCAGAUUAACACCGUAACCGUAGGCAGUAGACAUGUAGAGAAUCAAAACCGUCGAAUAAUUUAUGCACUUUGGCUAGAAGUGAGCAGCUUAGAAGCGAAUUAAACUAGUAAACGCGCCAAAUAGAUUUAAGCUUCCAAGGAGAAACGGCACGCGGAGUGCUUUGCGAAAACAAGUGUUACCUGUUCUGAGGAAUGCCACUUGAUAGGAUUGUGAAAUGUAGCAGUAAUGAUCAAAAUAACUUGUGCUUACUGAAUGACGUGCAAAUAAAGUGUUCACCUUAGAAUAAUGAAUAAAACGCUUUUCGAUUCUCAACAGUUUAAUAUAUACGUAUCUUUAUUGUUGUCUCAUACUUUUAAAUGAUUCAAUAUAGUUGCUGUUCUUCUUGUCUUUUUUUUUUUAAUUUUAUCUUCGAUUGCUGUUGUAGCCGUUGUACCACACUUCUCUAUUGGAUUCUUUGGGGACUUCAGCUUAUUUCCGUUUGAUUUUCAUUUUUCAUUACAUUUACCGUAGAGCCUACAUUCGCUCGCGAACACGAUGAAGAAACGUACUUUUCCAGUUAGUUGUUAUACAUACGAUCAAUGUCAUAGUUGAGUAAUGGGUGCACUUGAUUUGAUUUAUACAUUGGAGACUAGUGUAAUCGAACUUGAAACUUAUGAUUUAUUAUAUUUCAUUAUUUACUAGAAUAUCCUAUCACCUGUCGCUAUCAGUGUAAACAAUUAUAUUGAUAAUGAUUUGCAAUGUUUUUCUUUAUAUUCUUGUUUGUCAGUUGCCUGAAUACUGAUUUUCCCCUCUCCUGCUCAGCAAAGAUUUCUGUUUUCUUCCAUAUAAUAAGAGUCUGUUAAAUACUUUUCAAUUCAACAACAAUUAGUAUAACGAAACUUAACCGGUCUGAGAAUCGGCCCAGCUCUGAACGAUCAAAACGGCUAGGUUGUCUCGUUGUCUGCUAGUCUAGAUUGGGUGUGUAUAUUGAGUUUGUUAUACUUACGGGAAGGAUGUGCUACUAGAAAGGGAGGAUGGAACUUACUGGAGAAGUUGCCAUCCUAGUGGAUUUAUUAGGUCUAUUAAACUUAUUAGUUAUUGAAUAUACAGUGCUCUUUAGUUGAUAAGAAAUAAAUGACAAUCAUACUUAUUAAACGACUAUAUGGUAACAGAGUUAAAUCGAUCACUUUUAGGGACAGACAUAUUUGUUGAAGAAACACAAAUCCUAAUGAACCUUAACCGCAAUACCCGUUAUUGAAUUAUUUAUCCAUACAUAUUAGUAACAAAUUUGACUAAAUUAACUGAACGUGUAGAAUCAGUCACCUGUUAUUAUGUACAGGGAUUUGCAUACUGUUUUAAAUUCUGCGUACAGGGUACUAAAUAUAUACAAUGAUGCACUCGAUUCCAAAAUGGUUGUUCCUAUUCAGUUCAUUAUGAUGCAGAUGAUGGCUUCAUUAUGUCUACACUACGCUCCAUAGUAGAGCAGCAAAGUUAAAUAUUUGCUUGCAGGCGUACAACUAAGAAGCGGUAUUUUGUUUAAAUCAGCUAGUAUUAUACACAGAUUCUUCUGAAUCAGCGCUUACAAUCUAGAGUUUUAUUGUAUUCGUCACAUUUGUGAUUUGUUUGGUUUUUGCUCUUUACAUGCUUGCUUACAUGCUAAAGGUAAUCAACUAAAAGUGAAUCGUGUUGAAAACUUAACAAUUGAUUGAAAAGAUAAACGGUUCAACUCGGAACAGAACAUAAUCGUUAACCUGUGUUUUAUGAUUAUCUUACAUACUAGGGUUUUAUUGUCAACACAGCCUUUGAGAGUGAGUACACCUCAAAUUGGUUUGGUUUAUUCUUAACUUAUAUAUAUAUCAUCCGUAUUAGUCAGGAUUUAAAAUUAUCUAAUACUUAAGCGUCACUCUAUCAUCCAAUUCUCACGCAUUCCUGUCAAAAAUAAAAACUUUCGCAUUACGUUCUCCACUGGACUGUGCACUUAGAUUUCAUAAGUGAGAUAACUUGUACACUCAGGCAAAUAAACCUAUGAUUAUCAUAAGGUCUAAUUUAUGAAAUGGCCUUAAAACAAUUCAUAACGGCUAGAACGAUUUUCAUAAGGUCGGUCUAUGACGCAGAAUCGACUCACAGAUUGGCUUUUAUACACAUUUAGCAACACGAUAUUCUCAAGCGUCGAUCUCAGUGAUCUCGACGUUCAUGGAUCGAUUCCAGUAUGCAUCAUUUUGUGAUUUUUCUGCUCUUUUCAUAAGUUUAUCUUAUGUAAUUAAGUCAUAAUAAGCAUGUUCAAUUUUCAUAAGGUAUUCUUAUGGCAUCCAUACUUUACAGUUAUGGCUAAAUUUCAUAAAGUAUUUUGAUGAAUUUCGGUAGGUUACUUCGCUGA